GGGUGGAGUCAAGUUGGAAUUUUGGCGGGUCUGGCUGUGGAAAAGAGAGGGUGCGGCGCUGGCUAGGAUUCUGCAUUGCUGCUGUCUCCUGGACACCUGACCCUUCUUCGAAGUUCACUGUCACCUCUGUUCCCUAGACAGCAUGGAUGCAGAGGAAGAUGAAUUGUCUCUGCUGACCGCACUGCUAGAGGAGAACGAGUCAGCCUUGGAUUGUAAUUCACAGGAGAGCCACAACUUGACCGAGGAUGAUGGUAAACCUGAUGCAUUUGAUGAGCUCUUCGAUGCUGAUGGCGAUGGUGAAUCUUACACAGAGGAGGCUGAUGAUGAUGAAGCGGAAAAGACUCAAGACCAAAAGGAAAAUUUGGCUACUCUCUUUGGAGAUAUGGGGGACUUAUCUGAUGAAGAAGAAACUCCUACAUUGCAUUCAGCUAAAAACAGAGUCCUUCCUGCUCCUGCUCCCAGUCAAGGGAAAACUAAUCAAGAGUUACAAGAUGAAUUAAAGAAGUUGCAAGAGCAAAUGAAGUCCUUACAAGAACAGCUAAAAAUGGCUACAAUUAAACAGCCUAUAAGUCCAGCCCGUCCACAUAAACCCCCUGAUAAGUCUCCUCGUCCCCCUCUUAAGGAAAAGAAAGUUCAGAGAAUUCAGGAGUCAACAUGCUUUUCUGCAGAACUUGAUGUCCCUGCUCUACCAAAACCCAAGCGGGUGGCUCGGACACCGCAAGUUUCCCCUGCAGAACCCAAAAACUCACUUUCAUGGAUGACAAGUACACCCUCCCAACCACUCCAAAUGACUCCUGGGAACAAACCUAGUGGGAUGACUAGAGAUCUGGGUGCAGGGACCCCCAAGAGCUCUGAGAAAACGGCAGAGCCAGUCUCCAUGGAAGCUUUCUCCGGCCUGAGGCUCAGACGGCCUCGAGUGUCUUCCAUGGAAAUGAACAAGAAAAUGACCGGUCGAAAACUGAUCAGGCUGUCUCAGCUCAAGGAAAAGAUGGCAAGCGAGAAGCUAGAAGACAUAGACUGGGUGACAUUUGGGGUUAUAUUGAAGAAAGUCACUCCGCAGAGCUGUAACAGUGGGAAAACAUUUAGCAUCUGGCGACUGAAUGAUCUUCGUGACCUGACACGGUAUGUGUCGUUGUUCUUGUUUGGAGAGGUUCACAAAGAACUCUGGAAGACUGAGCAGGGUACUGUCAUAGGGCUGCUCAAUGCUAACCCCAUGAAGCCCAAGGAUGGUUCAGAGGAGGUGUGCUUAUCAAUUGAUCAUCCUCAAAAGGUCUUAAUUAUGGGUGAAGCUCUUGACCUGGGAACCUGUAAAGCAAAAAAGAAGAAUGGAGAGCCGUGUACACAGACUGUUAAUUUGAAGGACUGUGAGUACUGUCAGUACCACGUCCAGGCCCAGUAUAAGAAGCUCAGUGCCAAGCGAGCUGACCUGCAGUCCACCUUCUCCGGAGGACGCAUUCCAAAGAAGUUUGCCCGCAAAGGCAUCGGCCUGAGAGAACGGCUGUGUCAGGAUGGUUUUUACUAUGGAGGGGUUUCUUCAGCAUCAUAUGCAGCCUCGGUUGCAGCAGCUGGUGCUCCUAAAAAGAAGAUUCAAACCACUCUGACUAAUCUGGUCAUGAAGGGCACAGAUUUGAUCAUUCAGGAGACUCAACAAAAACUCGGAAUAGCCCAAAAGAGCUUGUCUUGCUCUGAGGAAUUCAGGGAAUUAAUGGACUUGCCUACGUUUGGAGCCAGAAACUUGAAACAACAUUUAGCCAAAGCCAAGUCAUCAGGGAUCAUGGGGAGCCCGAAACCUGCUUUCCAGUCUAUCUCAGCAUCAGCUCUCCUGAAGCAACAGAAACAGCAUAUGUUGGAGAUGAGGAAAAAGAAAUCAGAAGAAAUCACGAAACGAUUUUUGCAAAGCUCAAGUGAGGUCUCGAGCCCAGCGAUGCCAUCAUCUUCUGGACAGCCCCCUUCUCAGUCGCCACCAACAGGGGCUGAGUUCCCCGGGCUUCAAGGAACCCCGGGCAUACAGGCGCCCAAGCUGGGGCGAGGCAUCUCAGAAGGAGAUGAUGUUCUCUCUUUUGAUGAAUCACCACCUCCAAAACCAAAGCUGAGUGCUUUAGCAGAAGCCAAAAAGUUAGCUGCUAUAACCAAAUUAAAGGCAAAAGGCCAAAUUCUUUCAAAGACAGACCCAAACAGCAUUAAAAAGAAGCAAAACGACCCCCAGGAUGUCCUGGAAGUGAAGAAACGCGUAGAAAAGAAUACCACUUUGUCUCCUGAAGCUGAGGAUGAAUUGGAGCCUGCCAGGAAAAAAAGGAGAGAACAGCUUGCCUACCUGGAAUCUGAGGAAUUUCAGAAAAUUCUAAAAGCAAAAUCAAAGCACACAGGGAUCCUAAAAGAGGCUGAGGCUGAGCUGCAGGAACUCUAUUUUGAGCCAUUGGUGAAGAAAGAACAAAUGGAAGAAAAGAUGAGAAACAUCAAAGAAGUGAAAUGCCGAGUGGUGACAUGCAAGACGUGUGCCUACACCCACUUCAAGCCUUUGGAGACCUGCAUCAGUGAGCAGCAUGACUACCAUUGGCACGACGCGUUGAAAAGGUUUUUCAAGUGCCCCUGUGGAAGCAGAUGUAUCUCCCUUGACAGGCUACCCAGAAAGCACUGCAGUAACUGUGGCCUCUUCAAGUGGGAACGGGACGGAAUGCUAAAGGAAAAGACGGGUCCAAAGAUAGGAGGAGAAACCCUGUUACCAAGAGGAGAAGAACAUGCCAAAUUUCUGAAUAGCCUUAAAUAGCCGCAACUUACCAAGAUACGCACAACCUACACUGCUUCUUGUGGUUCUGGAAAGCCGGGAUUGGUUCUGUGUAGCCCGUAUUCCUGAUGGGCACAGUCAAACAAAUGCUUGUUAAGCCUACAAGCUUUGCUUAUGGACUUCCCUCCACUGUGCUAAUUUGACACCAAAUUUAACAUUGAUCUUUAAGCAGAAAGUCAAUAUGCCAUUGUCUUUACAAUAGUUUUAGUCACACAGAUUUUUUUGCCCCAAAACUGGAAGGUAAAUUGAGAGCUGUGUUUCUGUAUCUCUUGGAUCAUAGGGUGUGUAAUGUUGCUUCUUUAUCUCAAUAAGGUUCUAGUCUAGUGUUUACGUGGUGUCACAGAGACAAAAGAAUUAAUUUAGCUCACCCCAGAAAAAUUGCUUAACCUCUGGGAUUCAAUUUCCUUAUCUGUAAAGUGAGGAAAGGUGUAACAGUGAUCCUGAAAUGUGUCUUUUAGCACUCAAAUUCUAUAAACAUGUAACUUUUUUAUCUAGAUCGUUAUGAUCAUUGCUCUUGUUAUAGAUGUGAGUUGGCAGGCAGGCCCUCCAUCCACUGAGCCACACCAGCCAGGGCUGCCCUUCACACAGUUUCGAUGUGUUGGUAUUAUAAGCCAGGUUUCUUUUUUCUGUUGCAUUAUCUGUUUUGUUUGCGGGCGUUGGGUUGUUUUAUUUUCUUUUUAAAAAAUUGAUUAAGUCACCGAACCACUGGCAUUUUAAUUCAUAUCUAUGGUUCUCAGUACCCAUAUAAUAUUGUGGAACUUUGAAUGAAAAUACCUAAAAACCUCAUCAUUUUAAAAUACGGUUUAAAGAAACUGAAACUUUUAACCAAAAUGAAUGCAACAUUUGAGAAGCUAUGAAGCAUGACUGAAAAAACAGAAACAGUCCAUAAAGAAUGGAGUUUGGGAUUUGCACAUACACUUUAUUAUCAACAUCAAGAAUUAUAGUUUAAGCUCCAGGCAAAUGACCAUCAAGUCCCAUUUGGGGUAUUCCUCUUCCUGUGCAACCUGCCUUUCCAAAUACUGUUGGACCCAAGUGAAUGCUGGUGUCACCUAAAGGCUGGGUAAAUUGGUAGGAUUAUUGUACUGGGAGUUAAACUCUGGCUAGAGGUAGAUUAGGUUUCCCCAAGAAGGUGUCAUGGUAAGAACAUCACAAUUAUGGGAGGUGGUUGUGGGAGAUAUUUAGGUGUAUAAGGAGCCAGAAAUAAAAUUCAAGUGCCUUAAAUUUUGUCAAAUUCUUCUCUGUAUGGUAAAAGGUGCUGGUCUGACCCUUGCGUCUCCCCCAAGGUCAUAUUCUAAUAACUAUAUUUUUAGGAAUAUUUUACUUUCCAGGAGAUACUGGGUUUUCAGUUUUUUUAACUAACGAAGAAUAAAGUGUUUAAUACUUAGUAAGAACCAAAAGCACUUGAAACUAUGAUAUUAAUGGCUCACAUAGAGUACAUUAUUUGUCCCAUAGAUUUAAAAUAGCUAUGUAUUUGAAGUAGGUCACGACUGAGCAGCUGCCUAGAAAUUGAACUCCAGGUUGCUCUGAGUAGUGAGAACAUGUUUUUGUUUGAACCAAGAGCAUCCGAGUCCAUAUUCACUUGUAUAUUAUAUGUAAGUAGUGUAAUAUUCUUGUAAAGAUCGAUGGUGAGCUGAAUCUAGAUGCCUUUUUAAAAAGUGACUAUCCCUGGCUGGUGUGGCUCAGUGGAUUGAGUGCCGGCCUUUGAAGGGCAGGG
Phyllostomus discolor (pale spear-nosed bat) is the source of this 4499-nucleotide messenger RNA. It is a transcript of the gene MCM10, whose product is annotated as minichromosome maintenance 10 replication initiation factor. Gene Ontology annotation, biological process: DNA replication; DNA replication initiation. The transcript is spliced from 20 exons. NCBI's taxonomy places the organism in Eukaryota, Metazoa, Chordata, Mammalia, Chiroptera, Phyllostomidae. The record is from RefSeq and is a predicted model, not a curated record. Bases 143 to 2767 code for a protein of 874 amino acids. Gene Ontology annotation, cellular component: nucleus; replication fork protection complex. Gene Ontology annotation, molecular function: DNA replication origin binding; single-stranded DNA binding.